Messenger RNA from Penicillium cinerascens, 1557 nucleotides. RefSeq lists its product as uncharacterized. Gene Ontology annotation, molecular function: transmembrane transporter activity. NCBI's taxonomy places the organism in Eukaryota, Fungi, Ascomycota, Eurotiomycetes, Eurotiales, Aspergillaceae. The record is from RefSeq and is a predicted model, not a curated record. The transcript is spliced from 4 exons. The annotation marks the transcript as partial. Gene Ontology annotation, biological process: transmembrane transport.
UAUCGUCAACGCCGCAAAAUGAAGUCCAGCCCUGUUAUCACUGUGGAGCCGAAGUUCUACCUGAAGGAGCAGAUGCAGGAACAUUUGCGCGACCACUAUCUUGAAUUGACGCCAGACACCAAGUUUGUACGAUGGCUGCGAGAGAAUCCCAAGCACCCGAGAAACUGGUCGAUUUACAGGAAGAUAUAUGAUCUUGGACUUGUCUGUUUACUGGAUCUUGUUAUAACUGCUAGCAGCACCGCAGGCGCAGCCGCUGCGUGGCAAGCCAGACAUGAGUACAACGUUGGGCAUACAUUCGCAACAUUUUGCUUUGUGACACUAUUCCUUCUCGGGCAAUGUGUGGGUACAAUUGUGUUCCCUCCAUGGACGGAGUCCUUUGGCCGCAAGAAGCUAUACAUUAUCAGCAGUGGUCUGAGUUGCGUUUGUUGCGUCGUCAUCGGCACCGUGGAUUCCCUUCCUACGGCUAUCGUUAUGCGAGUCAUUGCAGGACUUCUCUCAGCAGUCCCGGGUAACAUAGUGGGCGGAAGUAUCGAGGAUUUAUUUAAUUCGCAGGCGCGAAUCUGGGCGAUCUACUGGUGGACUAUUGCAUCGAAUAUUGGCUUGAUUGCGGGUCCGAUAAUGAGCAGCCACAUCGUUGCCUUCCUCAACUGGCGAUGGGUGUUUUACAUUUACGCCAUCGUUUUGGGAAUUAUUACCGGUCUCCUCUUCCUCAUCUGCGAAUCCCGAUGUUCCUUGCUAUUGACUCGCGAAGUCAAUCAGCUCCGACGUAAAAUCGAAGGCAUCCCUCCUGCGCUGAAUCACGACCACACGCCGACCAUGCAUAAUUUCAUGAAAGAACACUUGUUCCGGCCUGCGCAGCUCUUCUGCGCCGAGCCUAUUGUCUUCGCCAUUGCGAUGAUAAUCUCCGUCGUCAUGUCUCUCAUCUACAUCUUCACUGAGGCUAUGCCCAUCAUUUACGAGUCAAUGGGAUUCACACGUCCCCAAGCGUCUCUCAUGUUCCUGGCAAUCGGUCUUGGUACCUGCCUCAGUGCGUUCACCCGUCUCCUCGACGCCCAUAUUCUCAGCAAGCGACGACGCAAGGGUCUACCUGUUAGGCCCGAAGAUAAACUCGUGGGUCUAGGAAUCGGCACUCCGUUUUUGGCCCUUUCCUUGUGGUGGUUUGGCUGGACCAUCCCGCCCCUGAUCCAAAAUCCCCACAUCCCUUGGAUUGUCCCAACAGUAGCGCUCGUCUUUUUUGGAUACUCGUUGACCGAGAUCGACACCGUUCUUUACGGAUAUAUCUCCGAUAGCUAUCUCAGCUACUCGGCUAGUGCCACAGCCGCAGUGGGCUUCUUCAGAGGGUUGCUAUCUGGCUUAUUCCCCCUCUUCACAAAACAGAUGUUCCAUGGAUUGGGCUCCAAUCUGGCUGUGUCGGUGCUAGCAGGUAUCGCAACUGUCUUUUGCGUCGUGCCACCCCUGUUUCUGUGCUAUGGGGAGCGAAUCAGAAAGCGCAGUCGAUUUGCAGCGUACAGCUGGGAAAUCCAAGGACAAAUGGGGAAGGAUGAAAAUGACAUUUAG